Chrysoperla carnea is the source of this 870-nucleotide messenger RNA. Its product is annotated as ATP synthase subunit s, mitochondrial. The transcript has 5 exons. The coding region runs from base 116 to 703 and encodes 195 amino acids. NCBI's taxonomy places the organism in Eukaryota, Metazoa, Arthropoda, Insecta, Neuroptera, Chrysopidae. The record is from RefSeq and is a predicted model, not a curated record.
GUUUUGAGGUCGUAACGCCGUAUGCAUUUAAACGUCAAAACAGUGCUUGUCAGAUGACUGGUUUUAUUUAUUUAUAACUUUGUGAUGCAAUUCUGAUAAAAGUACGAUUUUUACAAUGAUUUAUAAUCAUUUGAAAAAUGUUUUAUUUACAAAAUCACCGUAUCCAUUAAUAAGCUCAAAACGUAAUCUUUUCGAAUGGUUAAACAUUAUUUUUAAUGCUGUUGAUAAUAGUAGAAUUAAAGAAAUUGGACCAGACCGUGCUUGCGCUGAAUGGUUAAUACGAAAUGGUGCUUCUGUAAAAUGGGUUGGCGUAAAAGAGUUAUUUUCAGAUUAUAACUCUUUAUCGCAUCAAGAAGAUAGUGUUCGGGCAUGUCUUGAAGAAAUUCAUGCAACAAAUGCCAGUUUACGCUACAAUGGAUUCGGCUAUUUUAAAGAUUUAACACAUUUAAAGAAAAUAGUAUUCAAAGAUUGUCAAUUAAUCGAUGACCGAAUUUUCCCAUAUUUGGAACAUGUUAAAAACUCGUUACAAGAUCUUCAUUUAAUUAGUUGUCAUAGUAUUACAGACGAUGGUAUUCUUAAAUGUACUAAUUUAACGAAUCUAAAAAGUUUGUAUUUACAUGAUUUACAAGGAAUGAAAUUCAAAGAUAAAAUUUUAACAGAAUUUCAAACUAAAUUACCAAAAUGCGCUGUUGAUAUUAAAUAGUAAUGUCAAAUUGACUUGCUCACAAAGUUUAUAUUUUCUAAUCGCAAUUCAAAAUAAAUAGUUUUCUAGCUAGUGUUCAAGCUUUGAAUUAUUGACUGCAUAGUAACUUGCUUAACUAAAGCAAAUUCUUGACAGAAGGGCGCAUAAAUGAUUAAAUAUGUAAAAUA